AUGGGGUGUGCAUUCUCAAUAAAAGAUCUUGGGCAUCUACAUUAUUUUCUUGGAGUUGAAGCACAGUUUACACCUCAAGGACUCUUUCUUUCUCAACGCCAGUAUAUGCAAGAUCUUCUCAAGCAAAGCAACAUGGUUGAUGUCAAGCCCCUUCCUUCGCCUUUAGCUGUUGGCGAAAAGUUAUCUAAAUUUGAUGGCACGCCGCUACUUGAUCCUACUCCAUAUCGCCAAAUUGUUGGUGCUCUCCAGUAUGCUACCCUUAGCAGACCCGAUCUUGCUUAUGCUACCAACAAGGUCUGUCAGUUUAUGCAAGCUCCUACCACUGUUCAUUGGGCUGCCGUCAAACACAUACUUCGCUACAUUAAGCACACUCUUCAUCUUGGGUUUCUUAUUCGGCCGUCUUCGCACCUUUCUCUUACAGCAUAUUCUGAUACCGAUUGGGCUGGCAAUCCUGAUGAUCGAAGAUCUACUACCGGCUUUGCCAUCUUUCUUGGAGAUUCCUUGGUUUCGUGGUCUGCAAAGAAGCAAAAUACUGUUGCUCGCUCCAGUACUGAGGCAGAAUAUAGGGCAUUGGCCUCCACUGCCGCCGAAGUUCUCUCCAUAUAA
Nymphaea colorata (pocket water lily) is the source of this 606-nucleotide messenger RNA. RefSeq lists its product as uncharacterized. The transcript has a single exon. NCBI's taxonomy places the organism in Eukaryota, Viridiplantae, Streptophyta, Magnoliopsida, Nymphaeales, Nymphaeaceae. The record is from RefSeq and is a predicted model, not a curated record. Bases 1 to 606 code for a protein of 201 amino acids.